This is a messenger RNA of Mytilus californianus (California mussel), 10416 nucleotides long. Its product is annotated as girdin-like. Gene Ontology annotation, molecular function: dynein light intermediate chain binding; microtubule binding. Gene Ontology annotation, biological process: cytoskeleton-dependent intracellular transport; cytoplasmic microtubule organization. The transcript is spliced from 26 exons. NCBI's taxonomy places the organism in Eukaryota, Metazoa, Mollusca, Bivalvia, Mytilida, Mytilidae. The coding region runs from base 259 to 6489 and encodes 2076 amino acids. Gene Ontology annotation, cellular component: centrosome; cytoplasm. The record is from RefSeq and is a predicted model, not a curated record.
UUACCUUCGCGAGCAAUGGACGGAGGUUUAAAUACACAUUUCUCACUUUAUUUACUUUUAAUAUGGAAUUUAAUAACGAACAAAUUCUAGUGCAUGGCAAAAGGAUAAAUUGAUUGAUAAUUUGUGUAGCUUAUUUGUUUACGUGUGACAAACUAUGAUCAUUAAUUUUAUUUGGAAUAUAAUCUAAUUUGUUGCGUCUGAUUUUGUUUUGUAUUUUUACGAAAGAAUGUGAAUGCAUGACCAGGCAAGCUGCUGAAAAUGGCAUCAUGCGCAAGUUUCAUGGAGUCUCCACUCGUCCUUUGGGUGGAGACUUUUGCAAAUGGAAGAUCAAUAGAAUUUCAAGAUCUCCAUGAUGGAAUUUUUCUGAAUAAAGUGCUUCAACAAAUUGACAGUCGACCGGUCUAUGACAAUGUCAAUGAUACUGUAGAUGAUAUGAACAGUAGAUUACAGAAUUGGGAUAUACUGAUCCGAAAUAUCAAAUCAUUUUAUGUGGAUGCUUUGCAACAGAUACUGAUAGUAAAGUUACCCAACUUUCAACAGAUAUGUAAAGAACCAGAAAAAGAAGCCAGUUUUUCAGAAAUUAAGAAAGUGUUGUUGUUAAUUUUGGGUUGUGCAAUACAGUGUGAUAAGAAAGAAAACUUCAUUGAUACUAUCAAAAGUCUGGAUGUACACGUGCAACAUGAAAUUGUGGAGCUUAUUAAAGAGGUUACAGAUGACACAGAAUUCAUCAUGCACAUAGAACCAACAGAACAGUUAGAAACGUAUACAGAAAAAAUGUUUAACCACGUAACAAGACUUUUGAAAGAGAGAGACGAUUAUUUUGAGAUCCUUACAGAAUUGGCACAGGAGAGAGACUUCUAUCAGGCUCAGAUCAGAGGGAAUACUGCUCUACCCCUGACCACUCCCACUAGUCCAGAGAAACAUCACAUGGUAGUAGAACUGGCUGAUUGUAAAGCAAAAAUAAGGAAACUUAGACAGGAAUUGGAAGAUAAGCAAGAAUUGAUUUCAGACCUACAAGUAGACCAGGAUGAUAAUAAAGGGAUUGUUUCCAAACUUAAAAAUGAGAAUGCCACAUUGAUACAAGAUGCAAGAGCUGCUAGACUGUUGCGAGAUGAACUUGAUAUUUUGAGAGAAAAGGUAGCACAGUCUAAUUCAUACCAGACUGAGUUGACAAAGUGUAAAGAGAAGUUGAAUGAGUUGGAAUUCUACAAGUCCAGGGUCAAUGAACUUCGAGAGGAUAAUGCCAUACUGACAGAAACUAAGAACAUAUUAGAGGAGCAACUGUCAACCAGUCAUAAGCGUGUAGAAACAGUGAUUGAGCUAGAAAAUGAACUGAUGAGAUAUCGACAACAAGUAGAAGAAAUGACAUUGGAAAGAGAUGCUGACAGAGAAAAGAUCAGGAUUCUGACGGAAGACAAUGCACAGUUACAGUUUGAAAAGAAAUCCAACAUGAACGAAAGUACAAAUUUGGAACACGAACUGGAAUCGGCAAGACUUAAAAUUUCUGGCAUUGGUGGCACUUUAUCUGAUCAAAUGGCAGAAACAACUAAUGCUAAAGUGCUAAGACUAGAUCUGGAGAACCAGAGAUUAAAGAAAAAAAUUGAAGAACUUCGUGACAGUUCUUUAAUAGAAAACACUUCUCUAAAUUUGGAAUUAGAAAAAGAAAACCAAAGACUAGCAAAGAAAAUAGAAAAACUUCAGGGUUCUUCAAACGAUUCUUCUCAACAGUGUAUUGACUUAGAACAAAAUCUGCAUGUAGCAGCAAGAGAAAGAGACAAUCUUGUUCAAACUCUCGAAACACUUAAAGAUAAUUAUGAGAGACAAGUCAGAGAAUUAGAGGCUGAAAAUGACAACCUCCAGCAGACGGUUCAUGUCAUAAGACAAAGAAAUGAGCAGACGAAUGAUACACGUCUGAAAGAAUUAGAAAAAGAGAAUAAACAGUUACAUGAAACUGUGACAGCAAAAAAUCAAGUGACAUCAAAGUUAGAACAUGAAAAUAGACAAAUACAAAAAUCAUUUUCAAAAUUAAAAUUAAACUCUGAUCACAUAAAUGAAUUGGAAACAGAAAAUUCACAAUUUGAAAAAGAGAAUUCAGAAUUACGUAAGAAUAUAGCAACUCUGCAGUUGAUAUGUGACAAAAGUGAGGUGUUAGAACAAGAAAACUCUGAUUUGGAAGUAGAAAACAGAAAGUUACAAAAAUCUGUUCAGACACUGAAGUCGGCAUUACAGAAAAAGGAAAGUUUAGAACAAGAAAAUAUUAACCUGACAGUGGAAAAUAAAAAGUUGGAAAGGUCAUUACACUCUAUGAAAAGUGCUUCUUCAAGGAUAGCUGAAUUAGAAAGUGAAAAAGAUUCACAGAAUAGGGAAAUACAACAGCUUCGGAAAAGUCUGGAAAAUCAGAGAAAUCAAAGGACUAAACAAGAACAAAUGGAAUUAGAUCUGUUAGAUCUGGACAAUGAAAAUCAGAGAAUUCAGAAAUCUCUAGAGGUAACCACAAAACGUCUGAAUCAGUUAGAGAAAGACAAUACUGAUCUGGAGGUCGAAAAUGAAAAGUUACAAAAAGCUAUGGAAGAAAUGAAAAUGUCAAGUAAGCGAUUACAUAAUGUGGAAAAAGAAAGUUCAGAACUUGAAAAUGAAGUAAGUAAAUUACAGACUUCUAAAGCAGUGCUAGAAAAAGAAAACAAAAGACUGAAGCAGUCAGUACAGUUAAAAGACACUACUGUAGAUGAACUGACUACAAAGUGUAAUAUUAUGGAAAGAGAACAUCGGAGUGUCAAACGGACGUUAGAAACACAGAAAGAGACAUCUUCAAAGUUGCAUGAAUUUGAAAGAGAAAAUAGAGAGAUAUUACAACAGUCAAAUAUUAACAAGAAAACCAUAGCAACACUCAGAGAGGAAUUGGUUAAUGAAAAGAUUAAAAGUCAGCAGUUGAGCAAUGAACUAGAAAAGUUGAAUGGGGAGUUAGAAAGAGUUGGUAUCAACAAGGAAAAGUUAGUGAUGGCUGAACACUCACAAGAUGACAAUCGGUACAAAGCCUUAGAGAACAUGAUGGAAGAAGCAUUAGUGAAAAACAUGGAAAUCAAAGAGGACAAGAUUUUGUCUUUACAGAGCAGGCUGGAUGAAUCAAAGAACAGGAAUGUCAGACUACAGGAAGAACUGAGAAUUCUGAAGAGAGAGUGUGAAUCCUUGAAACAAAGAUAUGAGGAGGAAUCGGUGGGGAGUGAGAGGCACGGCACCAAAGUAACAUACCAUGGACCAUUAGGUGCACUGAGGAAUACACAUAUAUCACAAAAUAAUCCAACCAAGGACAUAUUAGACCUUAAAGAUCAUUUAGUAAAUUUAGAAAGAACGAAUGCCACACUAAUGACAGAAAAUAAAAACAUGAAGUCACAUACAGAUUCAUUGAAUCAACAGAUUCAGAAACUUGACAGACAUAAUUGUCAGUUACAGUCACAAACAGUCUCACUCCAGGAACAAAAUUCGUCAUUUCAGUCCCAAAUUGCCAAAUUACAAGUAGAAUAUUCUACUUUACAAGCUCAGUGUUCCUCGCUUCAGGGUCAGUGUCAGCUUCUUCAGAACCAAUUAAAUCGUGUGGAGUCAGAACACCAACAUUUGAUACAAACACACGAAGAGCUGCAGACGACACACGAACAGCUUGUCGGUGAUCAUGAAGACCUGCAGAGAUUACAUGAACAAUUGUCUAGUGAACAUGAAGCCUUGAUAUCACAACAUGGUUCACUGAAAUCUUUACACAAAUCGUUGAAAAAUGAAAAUCGUGAAUUGACAAUACGAUUGCAGGAAAGAAAUGGCAAUUCAUACGGAAUGUCUGUACAGGAGAAGGAAAAAAUUAAUGCUGAUUUACAGUCAUUUGAAAGUUUAAAAAUGGAAUAUAAUCAUAUGAGAGAAAAACAUGACAUUGUGUAUAAUCAACAUGAAAAAAUAAGAAAAGACUAUUUAGAUUUAUCUAAGGAACAUAAACAAUUAAAAACAGACUAUAACAGUUUACGUGGGACAUGUGAUGAUUAUAAGAAUCAGUUACAUGAGAUGGAAUUAGAACUCAGUAAUCUGGGUAAUAAGUAUGAUUCGUUGUACCAAGCAAACCAGAAAAUGGAAGAUGAUAAUAAAAACUUGUUGAUGCAGGUUCAGGCAUUGCUUAAUACAAACUCUGAAUUAUUGACACAAAUAUUGAACAGUAAAGACACCAUUGCUGAGGAACAGAAGUCUUACUUGGAAAGACUUAGUGAUCUGAGAAGACAGAAAGAAAGAUUAGAAGAGAAAAUAAUGGAAGCAUACAAGAGACAAGAAACACAGAAAAAGAAUAAAGGUUUGGGAGCCAGAAUUGCAAGGAAAGCUGCAAAGAUAUUUGUGUCAAAGAACCAAAGAAGUAAAAGUAGAAACAACCUGACAGAUCUGAGUGCCGAUAAUACCUCGCAUGGAUCUAAUGAAAUUACUGAAAAUGGUGACUCUGCUAAAAAAUCAGAAAUAUCUGAUGAUACACUCAAUUUGGAGAAUGGACCACAAUUUAAGAAAGACAAAUUAAGAACAGAAUCGUUAAAUGCAACCAGAUAUUUUAAUGUGGAAACAGUGGCAAAGUCUAAUACAACACUGAAACUGGAACCCAGAGGACCAUAUAUGUGUGCACCCUGUAUUGACACAGCUAGUUCUCGUAACAAUACACCAAGGCUUGAUAAAACCUCAGGAGGUCCAUUAGAGUCCCAUGGUUCUAGGAAUACAACACUAAGGGUUGAUUUGACCUUAGGAGGUCCAUUAGGGUCCAAAGGUUCUAAAAAUACUACACCAAGGGUGGAUAUUGGAAGACCUGGUAGAAUGACACCUGUACUUGUACCCAGAGGUCCAUACACAUCGACACCUAAGCUUGUUACUAAAUCGGCAAACACAUCGACUCUGAAAGAAGAAAUAAAGACACUAGAGAGGGAACAUUCAGAUAAUGUAUCAGUUAACCAAGGAUUCUCAGGAUCAGAAGAAAGUGGUUCAACUAAUUCUGUAUCUAAACCUGCAAUAGAGGAAUUGAGAAUUCAUGGUAGUGGCCAUACAUGGAAAGAAGAUUCAACUGAGUCAGACAGUACAAGCUCAAAAUCUACAGAAGACCUUCUUGCAGCUGGCUCUCCUAGUUUGUUGCCAGGAUUGGGUCGUCCAGCCAAUCUUGGGGAUGAUGAAGAUGAUGAUGGAGGUUUUGGGAACAGGAAUGAUAACAAUGAAAUGUUAACACUAGAGCAGUUCCUCUCAGAGAGCAGCAAAACAUCGAAUCACAGUCGUGGUAACAAAUCUGAAAAUCGAGAGGAUUUGGAAUCCAAAAGUAGUGAAAAUUCAGACAAUAGUGUAAAUCGACGGAGAAGACAAGCUCCAAAUCCGCCAUCAGAUAAUAGGAUUUCUAUACCAGAUGUUGUGUCGCAAUCUCAGAUAGAAUUAAAUCUUUCAAGAAUGUCACGUAUAUCUGCAGGGAGCAGUGGAAGUGGGUAUGAGAGUCGACCUGAUAGUUUGGAUCAGUCUACUCCACCACAGUCUAAACGUGAUCAUCCUGAAACAUCUACUCCUGCUUACAAUAAUAUAAAUAACAUUAGGAAGUUCGAGGAAGCAGGGUAUUCUCCACUUGUAAAACCUGACUUUAGAAAACAUUCACUGGGAUCAACUCCCUCUACUGCAUCAAGGACAUUACAGUAUGUGUAUCCGUCACCAUAUAAAUCUCCACAGAAUCGUGAGUUACCACCUACACCAAAUGACACACCUUCAGAUCGACUGGAUCGUUUAGCAGGAUUUUCACAGUCGCAUAACUCUUCAAAUUCAUCUAGUCUUUAUAGUAAUAAUCAGGACAAUUCAGUUCAGUAUGACCAGUCUAUUAGGUCUGGUCCUACUUCUCGGUAUAGAUCAGGGUCACCUGUCCGUAGCAAUCAGACAUUCUCACCAGUUGUUCAACAAGGGAGACCACCCUCUUCUGCAUCGCAUCACAAUUCAUCCCCACAAACAAAUGGACAAUUACCUCCAAGUGGACCAUUGAUGAGAGGUCAGUCAUUAAAUAGACCACAAACAUUUCACGAAUCACAACAAAACAAUAUUUAUUUCAGUAUUGAUGACAAUAAACAAAAUGAAAAUCGUCCGGAAAAUCAUUAUGCUCGUGUGCAGCGUAUUGAACGUCCAAAAUCUGUGCCUCCUAAUAUGUUUGAAGCCCUUCAGAAUCAGGAAAAUAUGAACAAUAGACCCAAAGACAUGCAUAAUGUUAGUAAAGGGACACCACCCAAACCACCACCAAGACGAAGUAGAGAACCACCCUUAACAACUGGUCGUGUUAGUUUGCUACGAGAACCAGGAGCCAAUCGUUCUGGUGGUCGCCAAUUACCUCAGGCAGAUACCUAUCGUUCAUCAACACCCACAUUACGGAAGGAUACACCUCCUCGCCAAGUACCGGUUAAUGAAGAACCACCAAAAGACCCUAAAGCUAACUCUGUUUGGUAUGAAUAUGGCUGUGUAUAAUUUAUUAUUCAUAUUGUUAGAAUGAAUCAAAUAUUGAUUAUUAAUACCAUAUUUAACUGUUAAAUUAUUCAAAAUUUAGCUAAAUAUUUGCUUAUUAAUGUUAGUUAUUUAUUUGUUAAUUCACAACCUCUUAGUUCUACCUCACAUGUUUAGUGAAUUUAUAAAUGAUACAUUGAGUUAAGCAAAGGAAUAAUUUGCUGUUCAUGUUUUUGUGUAAAAGAAAAAGAAAUUCGAGAAAUCAAAUAAAGCUAAUUAUACUUUUUUAUAAAUAUUGAAGAAACUUGAUUUCUGUAUUACAUUAAAUCUUUACUGUUAUUUGUUCAAUUCUUCACAAUACAUAUGCAUUUCAGCAUCAUAGUUUUAAAAAUAGGUGAACAUUGUUGGCAUGCUUUUAAGGGUAUUGAUUUAUUCAAAAAAAAAUAAUUGGCAUGUUUAGCAUGUUUUAGCUGGUGUACUAGCCUGUGAUAAAAAAUGGGUUUAGGUCGUUAGCAUGUGAUACUUAAUUGGUAUUUAACGCCUACUAUGUUCAUUGUAGUCUACUGCUAGAUUUGGAAUUGCUUCGAAAAUAAAUUUUUGUAUUAUCAUAAGUUGACAUUUUAAUUUCUUGUGAGUUGGUGUAGAUUUAUAUUUUUAGUUGGGUAUAUAAAGCUACGGUUGACAAAAAAUAAUUUGAAGAUACCCUCUGAGAAAGUAUUUGACAAGAACAUUUUUUUGUAUAAAGUAGAAUGAUAUAUUUGUUAAAGAAAUAAGAAAUUUUAUACAGUACAAUUGUUUAAGAAUGCAAAAAGAAUAAUAUGAUAGAUUUAUUUGAAUUAGGGAAGGGACAGGGUAAAAUAUUUGCUGCAUUGUGGUAAAAAAAAAAAGAAUUAUAACUGUUGCAUUUUGGGAAAGAGAAUGAGAUACAGUAGAUGGUAACUGUUGUAUUUUUCUUAUUUGACAGGAGAUGAUGCAUGGUGACAAGGAAUGGUGUUGUGAAGAUUCACUGCUGACCAAAGACUCUGUAGUGUUAACACGCUUCAUUUUCUCUCUGUUUUAAUACUCAUACUAGUCCCUUUCCCUUACAUUACGGUAUUAUCAUACAUGGAAUCUGUAACUUGACAUUGUAUUUUCUAUCUUUAAAAGUUAACUGUAAAAGCUUACUUAGAAAUGCUUUACAGAAAGUAGUAUGUUAGUAUUAAAACAGACGCUGUAUCUUUUUAACACCAUUUUGUUGUCAGUAUGUAUUGCUCAUCCUCAGUGCUUUGUAACAGUGCUUUAUAUCAGAAAAGACAUAGGAGCUUUCCUCAGUAUAUCUAUCACCUCCGUAUAUUUUGUAAUGAAAAUAACCUUAGAAAUUAACCAAUGCUCAAAUUCAUUAACCAUUUUCAUCAGUAACCAUUUAUGCUUUAUGUCUCAAACCUGCAUGAUAUCCUGAAAUCUGUUCUUUAUUUGCCUGUCUCACACUUUAUUUUCCGUCCUUUAUCCACUUUUGUCUCACUCAAGCAUAGUUUAGCAUGAUGCAGUGAUCUCAUCGCACACCUUUCCAUUGGUUCACGAAAGCAAUAUUUACAUAUUGAUAGAUAAUUGAAUGUUGUACAUUUCAUUGCAUGCAUAUAGAGCAGAUUUCAGGAAAUACUUCGCAUUGCGUAUAUUUCAUAUGAAUGAACUUAUAAACAAUGUAAUCCUGAUUUAUAUUUUCAAUAGCAUAAUUUUUAUGGGAAAUAUAUCAAAAUGCCUUCUUAAUAUUUUCAUUAAAAAAGGAGGAAAUCUUAUAGAAAUGUAUUUCAUAUCAAUGAAAAUGCAAUGAAAUUUGAUGAAAACAUCAUUAUUUCAUGUCAACUAAACAGACAACCUGCUUUUUUACUAUAUUUAUUAAAGGAGUCUGUAUUCAUUCUUUUGAAUCAAUGGUCUUAAGAAAAAUAAAAACAAUAUUUUAAUGAUCUAUUUAAAAAAAAUAGAAAAAUUCAGUGCACCUUUUAUUCUUUGUCAUCUGAUGGUGACUUUUAACAAUAAGAAAGGUUGUUCACUGUUGACAUGGGACUUUAUCCUCAGUCUCUCUGCAAAACUGUUUGAUAACCAUUUCACCUUUCAUUGCAAAGUAAUUUUUUUAAACUUUGGUGUUAUCUAUAUUCCCCCCCUCCAUUUCAUAAAAGGUUGUAUGGCAUUAGAUAUAAUUGAUUUAGAAUGAUUAUCUUGUUUUGUUUCAACAGAAAUAUCAAGUUUAAUUUAUAAAAGUAUAUAAUAUAUACAUUGCAGAGAUAUGAUCUACAAUAGAAACAUCUAUCUCAUAGGAAUAUUUUGACCCAUCUGCAUCUUCAAAAAAGAGAAAAAUAAAAAGUUUAAGCAAGCUUUGGACAAAUUUGGGAAAGUAUUUCAAGGAAUUCUGUUUUUAAAAAUAAAUUAAAGAUAAGGCAACUAGGUUGUUCUGUACUUUCACAUUUGACCACAUAUUCUUUAAUUGAUACACCUUUACUGUGGUUGUGGCCAGUUUCGUUACAUAACCAUCAUUUCUUAAUCUGCACAUUUGCCAAACCUAUUAAUUUAUUGCACUAUGAUUAAUUGGAUCAUUAUUUUAAGGUUGCUGUUUACAUGGUUUUAUUUGAUCAGUCAAAUAUUGUUAUAGUAGCUUCUUUUUGCAAAGCAAUAAUUAUGAAUUAACAAAUUUGUCAUGUGACAUCAUCAUUCAAUGUAAACAACACAAAGUCAUGUGAUAUGUAAAUUUCUUCAUUCCAUUUUAUGUACAGCAUUCCAUAUGUUACACAGUAUUUAUUAUAUUUAUAUAUUUCCAUUGUGAGGCUUUCAUUGUUGAUUGAAAGUGCCUUAUUGAUUUUAUUUUUUGAUGAACUUUAGCAUGAUUCCGUCCUGUUGAUGGUCUAGUCCCCUAGGUGCUUGUAGAUGGCAUUUUACACAUAUCAUUGAACUAGAGGAGAUCUUGAUUUAUUUUCAAUACUUUCCACGGCUAAAACCAGUUGUAUAUAAAAAAAAUAUUUUUGUCAAUGCUGUUUAGAUAAUAACAGAACACUUUUUAAAAAUAAUUAUAAUCUGUUGAAAAGAAAAAUUUAUUAGUGAAAUAUAUUGAUUUAUGUAAAUGAUAGAUUUUACCUGAGUUCUGUCUAAAUAGAUUGAUUCUAAAGGCUCAAUAUUUGAAAAGCUCUUCUAAAAAUUUUAAUUUGACGUCUUGUUUGUAGAUAAUUGGUUGAUUAAUGGCUGCUGCUGUUUAUAUUUCCACAAAGUUUAAAUGCACACAAAAGUAAUAGACUUGUUUUUUGCAAAAUAAGAGUCAUAGUAAUAGUGGUAUUUAUUUGAGAACCGGUUUUGAGGUGAAAAAUAUUAAUCCAGCUAAGAUAUAUUUUAAAUGUUAUGUAACAAGUCAUGAAGGUUACUUAGCACAUCAUAAUUCAUAGUGUCAAUCCAUAUUUUCUUUAAUUUAGUGAAAAUGCAUUUUAAGUUUAUUAUCCAAUAUCUAGUUUCCUUCAAAAUUAAAUAAUUGUAUUCUACUCCUUCAAAAGAAGUAGAAUUGUAAUAUCUGUUAGAGAAAAAAAACUUAUACAAGAGAUCUCCAGUUCAAACAUUGUAGUUGUAGUAGUACAUACCUUCCCUUCUAUGCCUUGUUGAUAGAUGGCCAUCAUAAAUGUGUAUUUUUGUAACUGGUAAAUAAAUGUGUGGUUGUGUUGUUGAACAGAAAAUAGUGUGUAGAGCAUUUCUUUACGUAAAGGGUGCUGUUAUUGUUGCAUUUACUUUCUUCUUGUACCUAAAGAUGAGAGUAGCUAUAAUAGAUUAUUUUUUUGUGAUGACUGUGUAGUGUAUUUUGUACAUGUGGUGAUCAUGUGACUUGGGUACUAUUGUACCGGACAAAACCAUGUGAUUUUUAUAAGUGUUCAUGCAUUUGUUAUUAAUGGCUUUAUCACCUCAUUUGUAUAUUAAAACAAAUAAAGAAACAACACUUUA